CACUAACAAAUGUGAAGCUGUGGGCCAUUGACCGACAAUGUUUUCAGACGAUCAUGAUGAGGACAGGCCUCAUCAAGCACACAGAGUAUAUGGAGUUUCUCAAAAGUGUUCCCACAUUCCAUGGACUCCAGGAAGACAUUUUAAGCAAGCUUGCUGAUGUCCUAGAGGAGACACAUUAUGAAGAUGGAGAAUACAUCAUCAGACAAGGGGCCAGAGGAGACACCUUCUUCAUUAUCAGCAAGGGGAAGGUUAAUGUGACCAGGGAAGAGUUACCUAAUGGAGAUCCUGUCUACCUCCGCAGCCUUGGAAAAGGUGAAUGGUUUGGAGAGAAGGCUCUGCAAGGGGAGGACAUCAGGACAGCCAGCGUCAUUGCAGCAGAAGCAGUCACUUGUCUUGUCAUUGAUCGAGAUUCAUUCAAGCACCUGAUUGGAGGUUUGGAAGAUGUUUCCAGUAAAAGCCACGAAGAUGCUGAUGCAAAAGCCAAGUAUGAGGCAGAGAAUGCGUUUUUCUUCAAUCUCAGCCUGGUUGACUUCAACAUCAUUGACACUCUUGGAGUUGGUGGCUUCGGCAGAGUUGAGCUGGUUCAACUGAAGAGCGAUGAGAGUAAAACAUUUGCCAUGAAGAUUCUGAAAAAGCGGCAUAUUGUUGACACAAGGCAGCAGGAGCACAUUCGUUCAGAGAAGCUCAUCAUGCAAGAGGCCCACUCUGACUUUAUUGUUAGACUCUAUAGAACCUUCAAAGACAGCAAGUACCUCUACAUGUUGAUGGAGGCCUGUUUGGGAGGAGAAUUAUGGACCAUUCUUCGAGAUAGAGGGUCUUUUGAAGACUCGACCACCAGGUUCUACACAGCUUGUGUUGUGGAAGCUUUUGCUUACCUGCAUUCCAAAGGCAUCAUCUACAGAGACCUGAAACCAGAGAACCUUAUACUUGAUCACAGGGGUUAUGCCAAACUGGUGGACUUUGGCUUUGCCAAAAAGAUUGGGUUUGGUAAGAAAACCUGGACCUUCUGUGGGACACCAGAGUACGUAGCACCAGAGAUCAUUCUGAACAAGGGCCAUGACAUCUCAGCUGACUACUGGUCUCUGGGAAUCCUCAUGUUUGAGCUCUUAACUGGCAGUCCUCCAUUCUCUGGUCCUGACCCGAUGAAAACCUACAAUAUCAUCCUGAGAGGAAUCGACAUGAUUGAAUUUCCAAAGAAAAUCACCAAAAACGCAGCCAACCUAAUCAAAAAGCUAUGCAGGGAUAAUCCAUCUGAAAGACUGGGAAACUUGAAAAAUGGUGUCAAAGACAUUCAGAAGCACAAAUGGUUUGAGGGCUUUAAUUGGGAGGGUUUGAAGAAGGGAACAUUAACACCUCCAAUUGUUCCAAAUGUUACAUCAGCAGUUGACACAAGUAACUUUGAUAGCUUCCCAGAGGACAAUGAGGACCCACCUCCAGACGACAACUCCGGCUGGGACGUAGACUUU
Menidia menidia (Atlantic silverside) is the source of this 1466-nucleotide messenger RNA. Lineage: Eukaryota; Metazoa; Chordata; Actinopteri; Atheriniformes; Atherinopsidae. The record is from the annotation of a GenBank genome assembly.